This is a messenger RNA of Suillus paluster, 2316 nucleotides long. RefSeq names its product urea transporter. Gene Ontology annotation, molecular function: urea transmembrane transporter activity. Bases 27 to 2081 code for a protein of 684 amino acids. Gene Ontology annotation, biological process: urea transmembrane transport. Gene Ontology annotation, cellular component: plasma membrane. The transcript is spliced from 14 exons. The record is from RefSeq and is a predicted model, not a curated record. Lineage: Eukaryota; Fungi; Basidiomycota; Agaricomycetes; Boletales; Suillaceae.
AGCUUCUUUCGUAACCGUUUGCUCAUAUGUCGACUGUUCUUCCCCAAGGCGCAGGCUAUGGCGUCGUCGUCGGAAUCGGAUUGUUCUUCAGUGCUUUCAUGUUGGGUUUGACUGUCAUACAAGCACGCUACACAGGUGUCUCUCCCAAAGAUUCCGAAGAGUUUUCGUCUGCUUCACGCUCGGUGAAGCCUGGGCUCAUUGCCUCUGGUAUCGUCUCUGCUUGGACGUGGGCAGCAACACUGCUCCAAUCUAGUGCAGUCGGCUACAGAUAUGGUAUCUCGGGUCCAUGGUGGUAUGCAGCAGGUGCGACCGUACAGGUCCUCUUGUUCGCUCAACUUGCUGCGAAGCUAAAGCUCAAUGCUCCCUAUGCACACACUUGGCUUGAGAUUGUUGGAGCACGGUGGGGAACUGCAGCACAUCUUGUUUUCAUGGUUUUCGGUCUUGCAACAAACCUGAUCGUGUCUUCGAUGCUUGUCUUGGGUGGUUCGGCUACUGUGACGAGUUUGACUGGGAUGAGCACGAUUGCUGCGUGUUUCCUUAUCCCACUUGGUGUGGCCAUUUACGUUGUCGUUGGUGGAAUGCGUUCCACAUUGCUUUGCGAUUACACACAUACAACCGUCCUCUUCGCCAUCAUCUUGACGUUUGCGUUCACCGUAUACGCAACCUCGGGUUCCAUUGGCUCCAUCAGACACAUGCACUAUCUACUGUCCGAGGUAUCCCAGAUCUCGCCCGUAGCAGGUAAUGCUGGGGGCUCGUACCUCACUCUCCGCUCCAAAAACGGUCUCAUCUUCGGUGUUAUCAACCUCAUUGGCAACUUCGCGACUGUCUUUCAGGACCAGGCAUACUGGCAGCGCGCCAUUGCCAGCAGACCUUCCACCACUGUCAAGGCGUACCUCAUCGGCGGCUUGGCAUGGUUUGCUAUUCCGUUUGCAUUCUCGACGACGCUCGGCCUUGCUGCAGUAGCUCUGUCUGCGGUGCCCGCUGCCAACUCCUCGUCGCAAGAUCCACUAUCAAGCAAUUUCAUCCCCCUACUUGCGCCGCUCUCGCAGGCUGCAAUCUCAGAAGGUCUUCCAGCUUCGGUAGCUGCCGCAACUUUGCUCGGGCAAUCAGGUGCAGCUGCGCUUCUCAUUGUCCUCUUCCUGGCUGUGACUAGUGCCACGAGUGCGGAGCUUAUCGCAGUCUCUUCCAUUUUGACUUACGAUGUCUAUGUAAGGUAUAUCAAUCCAAAGGCAACAGAACAACAGAUUCUGCGCAUGAGUCAUGCUGGGGUUGUCAUUUUUGCCCUUGUCAUGGGUAUCGCCGGUGUCGUUUUCUACUACAUUGGAGUGUCCAUGGGUUGGCUCUACACGUUCAUGGGAGUCAUCCUCGGCUCUGCUGUCUGCCCAAUCGCCCUUUGCAUUACCUGGAAAAAAGCUAGCAAAGUAGGAUGCGUUGGCGGUUCGCUCGUUGGUUUUGCCGCAGGUAUUAUUGCCUGGCUUGUGACUACCUCUGCACUUAACCAAAAAGUCAUUAAUGUCACUACGAGCGGAGGUAACUACGAAAUGCUGGCAGGAAAUCUUGCAUCAAUCGGUGUCGGUGCCAUCAUCUCAACUGCCGCUUCACUGAUUUGGCCAGAGGACUACGAUUUUGCUUCGACUCGUGCAAUCAAUAACCGCAGUGCCGCCGCCGCUAGUAAAAAGGUCAGCGACGAAUCAGACGAGGCAGAGGACGAGAAGAAAGUGGGAGACAUAUCAGUGUCAUCCGUGAUGAAUGAAGCAGAAGUCGACCCCGAGCUAGAUCCAGUUGGCCUAAAUAAGGCAUUCAAGUUCGCUGCUAGGGCGUCGAUAGUACUUACUUUGGUGCUGAUGAUACUCAUCCCUCUCCCCCUCUUUUUCGCCCAGACGAUCUAUGGCGUUACCGGCUUUUCGGUAUGGGUUAUAGUUGGUAUUGCCUGGACAUUCCUGUCGGCUUUCGCAGUUGUGAUAUACCCCCUGUGGGAGAGCAGAGCUGCGAUUCGGCUUAUUUCGAGAGGAAUGAUCAUGGAUAUAUUCUCUCCUGGGAGUGGUAAAUUUGUUCCACGGUCUGGGGAGUCUGGCGCAUGAAGUUUCUGUGAUAGCUUUUUUUGGAGGUCCCCUGUAUUUGUUCUCCAGCCUGCGCACGAUAUAGAUAGAUACAGAAACUUGAAAUAUACCUGCAUAUCUCUGUGCCCCACGACAAUAUCGUAACGGGACAGAAUACUCUACCGGCCCUAGUCAGACCCAAUAGAAGGAAGAUAAUCACUGUUUCGCUGUUGUACAUGCUAGAUGGUAACACUAUGACAGCAACAACAUGGCAACU